AUGCACGGCGAGCUGCUCCUUAUUGGGUUCAAGCUCGAGCAGAUGGGUCGCCACGACACGGCUUGCACCGACGGCUCGCUCGCUUUCAAGCAGCGCGCGCAUCCUGAAAUCAAAGAGUGGGUCAUGGAUCUGGUGCGCAAGGGGUGCUCGGAGGCGUCCAUUGUAGCGCAGUUGGAAGGGCCAACUCUCAACCCGCCGCCUCGCCCUCUUUCAAGUUGGAACGUACCGUACACUUCUGGUCGCUGGUAUCCCACCAAAGACGCAAUUCGCAUGAUGAUAGUCAACUCAAGCAGCGAGAAGCUACAUGGAACCGACCAGCAGCGCAUCGACCAAUUUCUCGCGUCAACCUCGUCGUAUGCCUGCUCUCACCCUCACUCGCUCUACCAAGAUGGGCAGUGCCCCGGCGAAAGCCAAUACGGCGACAAAAGCGAUGUCAUUUAUCAUCAAUUUGUUCACUGCGACUGCCAGAGCUGCCUCGAAAUCCCCCUGAGGGAGUCGAACAUUCUGAUUUUAAUGACGCCUUGUCAGCGGGCAACGUGGGACGCCCUUCGUCCCAAGGUCCUGUUCCUGGAUUCAACCUUCUCAGUCAACCGCUACGACUGGGCGACAACAGCACUCGUUGCUGCUGACGAAUCAGGCGCUGGUGUGCCGCUGGCGUUCAUGAUCUCCGACAGAGAUCGCGAGCAUGAAUAUGCGCGGUUCUUGUCCGAGGUCAAGCACGCCGUAGGUGAAGCGUUUAAUCCGGUGCGCAUCGUCAUCGACAAAUGCGGCGCUGAGCGAAACGGCAUCAAUCAGGCGGUGCCGGGUGUGCAGGUGGCAACUUGCUGGUUUCACGUCUGCCAAGCGGUGGAGCGCCAGUACCCGGGCAGACUAGAUCUUCUCUCGUGUAUGGCUAAAAUGCGGUAUGCCAGGAAUGCACAAGAGCUGAAGGACGCGAGCAACAGCUUGCUCAACGCCGCCGGCGAGUUCCAAGGUUAUUUUCUGUCUCAGUGGCUCAACGAACGAGAUAUUAAAACCUGGACGCUCUUCCACCUUGGCUUGGUGCGUGAUGCGCUGGAUCAAGGCCACACCAACAAUUUGAUUGAGCGCUUUUUCGGCACGUUCAAGUACAAGUUUCUGAAAGGUUACCGCAUGCACGAUUUGGCAGGUCUCGCAAUCAGGAUUGUUCGGGACACGAACCAGCACUUCUGUUUGCAACGCCAACGCCAGCGACUCGACAAGCCGAAUGUCGCCUUCCUUCCAAAGUUCCGCUCCUUACUGCUUGAGAAAGAGAUGCACGCAGAGAAGCUCGUGGAAACCGGUCAGGUGUUGGAGCUUCAUCGCUACUUUGGUGUAGGACUUGUUCUGCCUCAGCGGACGCUUUCUGAGCUUGAUCUACUCCAAAUUCGCGAACUCGCAAACGCUCACCUUGAGCCAUUUUAUCAGACGCGUGGCAUGCCCUUGACUGAGGGUUUGCAGCAGCUGCACGAAGCGCUGAAGCAACAGUACCCAGAUGUUGUGGUCGUUGGUGUCGAGCGGCGCUUUUGCAGCGCCAUGCACGAUCACGCUUUCAUUUGCAGCCACAUCCGUGCCGUCGCGCGGCACUUUGGAGGCAUCGAGAACUUUCGUCUUCAAAUCCAUUCUCUCUUCGAAGAGCCACCAGUGUGUCCCGUGUCCCGCUCAGCACCCGUCAAUCCUGCAAGCGAAUCUGCUGUGUCCGCAGCCACUACUGCUUAUGCCGAUGAUGCCCUGCCGACUGGCGCAACCGACAUGGCCGUAGACGAUCAGCUUGAUGCAGACGGACCUGCUCGCACCUCUGACAUGGCCGUAGACGAUCACCUUCCCUCGGGCCCGGAUGCAGACGGACCUGCUGACCGCACCUCGGACCUCCCCGCCGAGCUCGAUCCGAAUCACGGAGCGUCACCUUCUGCGCGUAACUCCGAUGAUGCUCCAGAGCACAGCUCUGGCCUUGUUGAGACGGUGGCCAGUCCCGACGACCUGGUGGACGAGCUCUCCAAGCUGUUCGAGAAAGGACUCGAGCGUCUCAAGACCAUGGCUCAGGGCGAUGAGUUGCACAGCCUCGUUCGCCAGCUCACACGCAAUUGCAGCAACAGCAUGCGGAAUGCGACAGCGGCCAUCCGUGCGCGCGACACAAUUCGACGGUUUUCACGCUACGACACGAGUCGGGAUGACGAUGCAGACGUGUUUGAGGCCCAGCCUGAGGAGAUGGACGACGAUGACUUCAGCGGCGCCUGA
Capsaspora owczarzaki ATCC 30864 is the source of this 2235-nucleotide messenger RNA. RefSeq lists its product as hypothetical. The transcript is spliced from 4 exons. Bases 1 to 2235 code for a protein of 744 amino acids. The record is from RefSeq and is a predicted model, not a curated record. Lineage: Eukaryota; Filasterea; Ministeriida; Capsasporidae.